Parus major (Great Tit) is the source of this 1541-nucleotide messenger RNA. It is a transcript of the gene SCYL1, whose product is annotated as SCY1 like pseudokinase 1. NCBI's taxonomy places the organism in Eukaryota, Metazoa, Chordata, Aves, Passeriformes, Paridae. The record is from RefSeq and is a predicted model, not a curated record. Bases 444 to 1526 code for a protein of 360 amino acids. The transcript is spliced from 7 exons. Gene Ontology annotation, biological process: protein phosphorylation. Gene Ontology annotation, molecular function: ATP binding; protein kinase activity.
UUGGUACAUAUGACGUCAUUGGCUUCCCAUUGACGUCACAGCAGAGGGGGCUGGGUGCGCGUGGUGACGUCAGCGCCGCUUCCUGCCGCGUGUCCUUUACAAGCCCCGCCCUUCCCCGGUGCUUUCAUCUCAUCUCUUUUCUGCUCCGCCCCUUCCCCUUCUUGUCCCCUCAUUGGUUAUUUCAGGCCCCUCCCCAGCUUCUGAUUGGCUCUCCAGGGCCCCGCCCUUCGCUCCUCCCAUUUCCCGCCCCCGCCCCUUCAUUGGCUCAUUCAGGCCCUGCCCCUGGUUCCUCAUUGGUUCACCGUGACCCCGCCCCCCUCCGGUCCGUCACCGGAUCCUCCCGCCCGGCGCCGCCGCCGCUUCCUCCGGGCCCGCUGCGGCCCCGGCCCCGGGACCCCCUCGGACCCCCGGGACCCCCCCGGGACCCCGGGCCCGGCCCCGCCAUGUGGCUCUUCUCCCGGGACCCGGUGCGGGAUUUCCCCUUCGAGCUGGGCCCGCCCGAUGCGGAUCCCGACGCGGACCCGCUCCCGGACCCCGCGGCCCCGGCCCCGCUCUGGCGGCUGCUGCGGGGGCGCCGCAAGGCCGACGGGGCUCCGGUGUCGGUGUUUGCCCACAGCCUGGGCCCGGGGGGGGACCCCGGUGCUACCGCCCUGGCCCGGGCGGGGCUGAAGCGGCUCCGCAGCCUCCGACACCCCAACAUCCUGGGGUACCUGGACAGCCUGGAGACGGAGCAGUGUCUGUACCUGGUGACAGAGGCCGUGACCCCCCUGCGGCGGCACCUGCGGCUGCACCCCCCGAGCGGGGACCAGGGCGAGCAGGAGGUGGCCUGGGGGCUGUGGGGGGGUUACCGAUAUCGGGGGAGUUUUUUGCCCCCCCAGACGGCGCUGGCGUUCCUGGGGGUCUCGGGGCUGGUUCACCACGCGCUGGGACUCGACGCCGUCUUUGUGGACCCCGGGGGCGAGUGGAAGCUGGGGGGGCUCGAGAGGGUGGCGGCCACCAGCGAGGGGACCCCCACUCGUCUCCCCGGUGACCCCUCCCGGCCCCAGGACCCCCCCGAGCUCAGCGACCCCUCCCGAGGGCAGGGGGAGCCCUGGGCAGGGGACAUGUGGCGCCUGGGCUGCCUCAUCUGGGAGGUCUUCAACGGACCCCUCCCCCGGCCGGGGGCCCUGCGCAGCUUCGGCAAGCUGCCCCCCGGGCUCAUCCCGCCCUUCUCGGAGUUGGUGGCGGCGGAUCCGGGGGCCCGGCCAGGCCCGGGGCCACUCCUGGAGCGGCUGCAGCGCCCAGGAGCCUUCCUGGCCUGUGCCCUGGUGCGCACCGGGCUCUUCCUCGAGCACUUCCAGGUCCGGGACCCCUCGGAGCGCCGGACGUUCCUGCAGGAGCUGCCCCCUCUCCUGGAGUCCCUCCCGGGGCCCUUCCGGCGCCACAAGCUGCUCCCGCGGCUGCUCGAGGCCCUGGAGCUGGGCAGCGCCGAUGCCAGCGCCCUGCCCCCCCUGCUGCAGGUGGGACCCCCAAAAGUACCCCCAUAACCUCCCCGAUCCCAA